Molecule: messenger RNA, 4347 nt
Organism: Gracilinanus agilis (Agile Gracile Mouse Opossum)
Lineage: Eukaryota; Metazoa; Chordata; Mammalia; Didelphimorphia; Didelphidae
Gene: LLGL1
Product: LLGL scribble cell polarity complex component 1
Exons: 23
Coding region: 1-3165 (1054 amino acids)
Biological process (GO): regulation of Notch signaling pathway; regulation of protein secretion; regulation of establishment or maintenance of cell polarity
Cellular component (GO): cytoplasm; plasma membrane; cortical actin cytoskeleton
Molecular function (GO): GTPase activator activity; myosin II binding
Source: RefSeq, a predicted model, not a curated record
AUGAUGAAGUUUCGGUUCAGGCGGCAGGGCAACGACCCCCAGAGGGAGAAGAUCAAACAGGAUCUCUUUGCGUUUAACAAGACUGUGGAACAUGGAUUCCCCAACCAGCCCAGCUCUCUGGCUUACGACCCCAAGCUUCGCAUCAUGGCUAUCGGAACAAAAUCUGGAGCCGUCAAAAUCUACGGGGCCCCUGGAGUGGAGUUCACAGGCCUACACAAGGAGACGGCUACAGUCACCCAGAUGCACUUUUUGCCUGGCCAGGGCCAGCUCCUCACCUUGCUAGACGACAACACCCUCCACCUUUGGGGGAUCUUUCAGAAGGAUGGCUACUCCCACUUGGAGGAGACCCACAGCUUCCUCCUGCCGGGCCGCCCAGGGUUUGACAGUGCUAACUCUCCUCCCAGCAUCACCCGGGUGACAGUGAUCUUGCUGAAGUCGGCCUGCAACGUGGCCUGCUUGGGCACUGAAGGAGGUGGCGUCUACUUCCUCAAUCCCACCAGCCUUGCCUUGCUAGAUGACCAGACCCUCUUCCAGGAUGAGGUCCUACAGAGCGUUCCGGAUGAUUACAGGUGUGGGAAGGCCCUUGGACCAGUGGAAUCCCUCCAGGAACAUCCUCAGGACCCCUCCAAGAUUCUCAUUGGCUACAGCCGAGGCCUGGUUGUCAUCUGGGACCAGAGUACAAGGCAUAUUGACCACCUGUUCUUAGGAAAUCAGCAGCUGGAAAGCCUUGCCUGGGAGCGCAGCGGCGGCAUCCUGGUGAGCUCCCACAGCGAUGGCAGCUAUAUGAUCUGGUCGGUGAGUGAUGACAGCGCAUGGACGCUGCAGCCCACCACCUCCACCGUCCCCUAUGGUCCCUUUCCCUGCAAAGCCAUCAACAAAAUCCUUUGGCGAACCUGUGAGUCUGGAAACCACUUCAUCAUCUUCAGUGGGGGCAUGCCCCGGGCCAGCUAUGGGGACAGACACUGUGUGACGGUGCUGCAGGGCCAGACACUGGUCACUUUAGACUUCACUUCUCGGGUGAUUGACUUCUUUACAGUGUACAACACGGAGUCCAAGGAUGAUUUUGACAACCCCAGUGCCCUAGUGGUGCUGGUUGAGGAGGAGCUGGUGGUGAUUGACCUGCAGACUCCUGGCUGGCCCACGGUACCAGCUCCAUACUUGGCUCCACUCCACUCCUCGGCCAUCACCUGCUCCUACCACAUUUCCAAUGUCCCCCUCAAGCUUUGGGAGAGGAUCCUAAGUGCUGGAAAGCAGCAGAGCCCUCAGCUUGCUUCCAUGAACUGGCCCAUCAAUGGAGGGAAGAACUUAGCUCAAGAGCCUACCCAGAGAGGACUCCUGCUGACAGGCCAUGAGGACGGGACAGUGCGCUUCUGGGAUGCCUCUGGAGUGUCCCUCAGGCCACUCUACAAGCUGGGCACGGCGAAUAUCUUCCAGACGGACUGUGAACAUGCAGACAGCCUCAACCAGGCCGGCGAGGAAGAGUGGCCCCCCUUCCACAAGGUGGGAUGUUUUGACCCCUACAGUGAUGACCCUCGGCUUGGUAUUCAGAAGAUUUCACUGUGUAAAUACACAGCCAAGAUGGUGGUGGCAGGCACCGCUGGACAGGUGCUUGUCAUGGAGCUGAGCGAUGAGAAGUCUGAGCACCAGGUCAGUGUCGCUACCAUGGACCUGUUACAGGACCGAGAGGGCUUUACCUGGAAAGGUCAUGACCAGCUGAGCCCCAAGAAUGGCUCCCUGGCCUUCCCCCCUGGCUUCCAGCCUACCGUGCUGGUGCAGUGCCUGCCCCCAGCCGCUGUGACUGCGGUCACUCUGCAUUCCGAGUGGAACCUCGUUGCCUUUGGGACCAGCCAUGGUUUUGGACUGUUUGACUAUCACCGCCGGAAUCCGGUGCUGGCCAGGUGUACCCUUCAUCCCAACGACUCCCUAGCCAUGGAGGGACCCCUGUCCAGGGUCAAGUCCCUGAAGAAGUCCCUAAGGCAGUCCUUCAGGCGAAUCCGGAAGAGCCGAGUUUCUGGCAAGAAGCGGCCCAACCCCAGUAGCCCCAACAGCAAGGUGCAGGAAGCCAAUGCCCAACUGGCGGAGCAGCCCUGCCCUCACGACGUGGAGAUGACCCCUGUGCAGAGGCGGAUUGAGCCCCGAUCGGCCGAUGACUCGCUCUCAGGCGUGGUGCGCUGUCUCUACUUUGCUGACACUUUCCUGCGGGACGCUGCUCAUCACGGCCCAACCAUGUGGGCGGGCACCAACUCGGGGUCCGUGUUCGCUUAUGCCCUGGAGGUACCGUCCCAGGAGAAGUUCUCAGAGCGAGCCGUGGAGGCCGUCCUGGGCAAGGAGGUACAGUUGAUGCACCGGGCCCCUGUGGUCUCCAUCGCCGUGCUGGAUGGUCGGGGCAGUCCCCUGCCAGAGCCCUACGAAGUGUCCCGAGACCUGGCCAAGGCCCCCGACAUGCAGGGCAGCCAUUCGGUGCUCAUCUCUUCUGAGGAACAAUUCAAGGUGUUUACGUUGCCCAAGGUCAGCGCCAAGACAAAGUUCAAGUUGACGGCCCAUGAGGGCUGCCGGGUGCGCAAAGUGGCUCUGGUCACGUUCACCAGCGUGGCGUUCGAGGACUACACGGAGAACUGCCUGGCCUGCCUCACCAACCUCGGAGACAUUCACAUCUUUGCAGUGCCGUCCCUUCGGCCUCAGGUGCACUAUGACUGCAUCCGCAAGGAGGACAUCAGCGGCAUCGCUUCCUGUGUCUUCACCAAAUAUGGCCAAGGGUUCUACUUGAUCUCCCCGUCGGAGUUUGAGCGUUUUUCCCUGAGUGCCAGGAAUGUCACGGAACCCUUGUGCUCCCUAGACUUCAUCCGACCUCAGGAUACCAUCUGCGUCAGCAAUGACUACAAAGGAUCCCCCAAGCUGAGCCAAGCCAACGGGACCCACGUGCUGCCUGUGUCAGAGGGAAACCGUUCCUUCCUCGAUGGAGCCGGAACCCCCGAGCAUUCCCAGGCUGCCCUCUCCCCAGCAUCCAUAGACUCCCCCAACAGCACGGACAACACGCUGGACAGCACAGCCGACAUCACCGUGGAAGAAGUGAAGGAUUUCUUGAGCUCUUCAGAGGAAGCAGAGAAAAAUCUGAGAAACAUAGCGGAGGAUGAUGCACGAUCUCCAGGAAUCCUGAUCAAAUAAGGACAGAUGCUGUUGCCUGAGGCUCAGGCUUGGACCCCAGUGACGAGGACCAGAGCCCAGGGCCCAGGCAGGGGCCCCACAGUCCGUGCACACCUGCCCUGUGCCCAUCGGAUACCGUCCCUGUAACAUAGGCUUGUUCCUUCUAACUGUGGCAGGGCAGAAGCAGCAGUGCCCUGGACCCCCAUAACCCCCUGCCUGCCCUCGGGUCCCCCAAACCAACACUAUGAAGAGUCUUCCCUUGGAAGAGGGGCGAGAAGGGGAAAAUAGCAGGAACCCAGGACCAAGGGAGCUCCGCACGUUCCUCACAUCCAAGACUGAAAGGGCAGAAUCCCCGUCCUUCGCCUCCUCAGGAGCCACAGCCGCUGCUUUCCCUGCUUAGGCUACCUCGGCUGGCCCAGAAAACCUGUGUGUGGCAGAGGGGUCCUCGGAGGGGAGCAGGUGUACCCCAGGCUCCCCCUCCUCCCUGCUUGCCUGGGUCCUCUUCCCUGCUCAUGCCUAUGACCAGAAGUGGAUGAAAGGCCCAGGCUGGCACCUCCAUCACCCCGCGUCCCUCUUUCUGUCCUCCUUCCCCCAGAGGCCCGGGGAGAACUCGGCCUCCUGAGGGUUUCCUUUGUCCAGAAGCACAAGUCUGGCCUAGCGCAGGUCCCCUUGCCUGGUGUCCCCAGGAGUGAGUUCCGAGACGGUGGGAGCCUUUUUUUCCUCUCGUCCUGGGCUCAGCCAGCAGAGCGCUUUGGUGUGGCUCUAGGGUACUGGCCCCCGGGGAAGGAGCCCAAGGAGUCAUUCCUGUGGGGGCACGGGGAGGCCGUUGUUGCCUGGAAGCCAGAGCGGGCCGUUGCCAGGUGGGGACCCAGCCUCUGGGCAGCCUCUCCCGGCCUGUAACCACUCCUGUCCUGGGCCCAGCCUUGGUCACCCAAGCCACUUUAGGGGGAGACGGUUGGGGUCCAGGGCCAGUCCCUGGCCAGGAAGGCCAGAGCCUUUUCGUAUAGGAUUUCUUUCUUUUUUUAAAAACAGCCAAGGUUGCCUCUUUGGGACUUGGAGAAAAAGAUUUGUACCGCUAUUUUGGCAUUCUUGCUCCUGGAAUGGUUCCUGCCGAGUGUGUGUCUACGUGUGUCUGGGCCCCUCUCCAGGCCAACCAAUGCGCCAGCUGACCGGCCAUGCUCCCAUUUUGUGUCCUGGGGGGUU